AUGCACAUUUUCAAACUCCCUUUCGCCCCUGUUUGUCUUCUCGCGGCCCUGGCCGUCUCUGCACCGGUUCCAGGCCCCAAUGCCAUCAUCGACGCCGCACAGCAGUUCGAUAAAGUUGUGGACAGCACUGCAACCGCCAAUGACCAAGCCAAGGCCCAAGUCGGGGUUGCCAAUGCCCAUGCCUAUUUUAACUCAGGCCGCUGA
Aspergillus mulundensis is the source of this 204-nucleotide messenger RNA. RefSeq lists its product as uncharacterized. The record is from RefSeq and is a predicted model, not a curated record. The transcript is spliced from 2 exons. The coding region runs from base 1 to 204 and encodes 67 amino acids. NCBI's taxonomy places the organism in Eukaryota, Fungi, Ascomycota, Eurotiomycetes, Eurotiales, Aspergillaceae.